AUGAGCUACACAAACGAACUGAGGAUCGCCCUCCUCGCCGUCCAGCGCGCCUCCCUCCUCACAAAGUCCGUCUUCCACUCCAAAGCCAAGGGCACGGUCGACAAGAACGACAAGUCCCCCGUCACCAUUGGCGACUUUGGCGCCCAGGCCCUCAUCAUCGCCGCCCUGCAGAAGCACUUUCCCGACGACGAGAUUGUCGCAGAGGAGGAGGCCGCUGCCCUCCGCGAACAGCCCGAGCUCGGCGACACAAUCUGGGACAUUGUCAGGCAGACGGCCCUCAGCGAUGACCACGCCGAAAAGGAGCUGGGCGGUGCCAUUGCGAGCAAGGAGAGCAUGCUGGCCCUGCUGGACAAGGGCAACAGCGCAGGGGGCAGCAAGGGUCGCAUCUGGACCAUCGACCCCAUUGACGGCACGAAGGGCUUCCUCCGCGGCGGCCAGUACGCCGUGUGCCUCGGCCUCAUGGUCGACGGCGACGUCAAGGUCGGCGUCCUUGGCUGCCCCAACCUGCCCGUCGACGACCAGGCCCCUCUGACGGCCGACAUUGGCUCCAACCAGACCUCCGACGGCCAUGGCGUGCUCUUCUCCGCCGUGCAGGGACAGGGCGCCACCUCGCGCCCCCUCACAGACGGGCCCCUGGCGCAGGAAAAGAGCAUCUCUAUGCGGGCCGUGCCCUCGCUCGCCGAGGCCACCUUUUGCGAGUCCGUCGAGGCCGGCCACUCGGCCCACGGCGACCAGGCCCAGAUCGCCCAGAAGCUCGGCAUCACAAAGCCCAGCGUCCGCAUGGACUCGCAGGCCAAGUACGGCUCCAUCGCCCGUGGCGCCGGUGACAUCUACCUGCGCCUGCCCGUCAAGGCGACUUACCAGGAGAAGAUCUGGGACCACGCGGCGGGUGACCUAAUCGUGCGCGAGGCCGGUGGUGAGGUGACGGACAUUCACGGCAAGAGGCUGGACUUUAGCGUGGGCAGGACACUGGCCAACAACAAGGGCGUCGUGGCCGCGCCCAAGGCGAGCCACGGCGAGGUCCUAAGCGCGGUCCAGGAGGUCUUGAAAGCCAAGCUGUAG
Messenger RNA from Emericellopsis atlantica, 1062 nucleotides. Its product is annotated as 3',5'-bisphosphate nucleotidase. The transcript has a single exon. NCBI's taxonomy places the organism in Eukaryota, Fungi, Ascomycota, Sordariomycetes, Hypocreales, Bionectriaceae. The coding region runs from base 1 to 1062 and encodes 353 amino acids. Gene Ontology annotation, biological process: phosphatidylinositol phosphate biosynthetic process; sulfate assimilation. Gene Ontology annotation, molecular function: 3'(2'),5'-bisphosphate nucleotidase activity. The record is from RefSeq and is a predicted model, not a curated record.